UUUGUUGACAUUUGACACAAGUACUGUCAGUAGUGGCCGGAGGCUGCAUAAAAUGGUGUAUAUGAUGACACAGGAGCCGGCUGGUGAUCAACUCAUCCUGGCGACCGGUGGCUACGACCACACGAUAAAGCUGUGGCAAGCGCACACGGGCAACUGCAUCAGGACCAUGCAGCAUGAAGAAUCACAAGUCAAUUGCCUGGACCGUACCCCUGACAAACUAAUGCUUGCUGCCGGGGGAUACCAAUGCAUUCGCCUCUACGACAUGACCUCGAACUCGAGCAGUCCAAUCAUCAAUUUCGAAGGAAUCACAAAGAAUAUCACGCGGCUGGGGUUCCAGGAAGACGGCAAGUGGAUGUUUACGAGCGGCGAAGACUGCAAAGUGCGCAUUUGGGACAUGAGUUCAGCCAAUCCGCAAUGCAAGCGCAUGUUCGACUGCCCGACACCCAUCAACUCCGCCUGCUUACAUCCUAAUCAGGUGGAAAUGGCGAUUGGAUCGCAAGGCGGCGGUGUGUACUUGUGGGACGUGAAGUCCGACGUGCACGAACAACUCAUCCCCGAAGUGGACGCAUCCGUGCAAGACAUAACCAUCAGUCCGAAUGGGAUGUACAUGGCAGCGGUGAACAACAAAGGCAACUGCUACGUUUGGAGCUUGUCCAGUUCCAGCGAUCAACAGCUCAGCAUUGUCGAGCCCAAGAUGAAGAUCCCCGCGCAUAAGCGAUACGCCCUCAGGUGUAAGUUCAGCCCAGAUUCCAGUCUUUUGGUCACAACGUCUGGCGACGGGACCGCGCGCAUUUGGAAUGUUGGCCAGUUUGAUCUGUACCGGGAGCUGAAACUCGAUCGAUGGGUAUGGGACGCAGCUUUCAGUGCUGACUCCAAAUAUCUGUUCACGGCCUCGUCGGAUUCGAUAGCGAGACUAUGGAAGCUGGACAAGUCCGAGAUCGAGAGGGAGUACAUGGGCCAUCAGAAGGCCAUCACCGCUCUGUCGUUUAAGGAUGAAAUAGUGUCGUAGGUUAGCUUUGUCGUUUGUUGAGAUUUCCGCUGUUAGUUUUAAGGUGCUUUUUACAUAAAAUAGAAAUCUGUGAACUAA
Molecule: messenger RNA, 1087 nt
Organism: Hermetia illucens (black soldier fly)
Lineage: Eukaryota; Metazoa; Arthropoda; Insecta; Diptera; Stratiomyidae
Gene: Lst8
Product: protein LST8 homolog
Exons: 4
Coding region: 53-1009 (318 amino acids)
Biological process (GO): TOR signaling; regulation of actin cytoskeleton organization
Cellular component (GO): TORC2 complex; TORC1 complex
Molecular function (GO): protein binding
Source: RefSeq, a predicted model, not a curated record